ACACCAACCUUGAUGCAUCUUUCGUCCACGGAGACAGUACUUGGUAGGGACGAAUAUUAUAAAGACUAUAUCUACAAGGCGAGACAUACUAGAUGACAUGCACAAGCGUCAUGACGCCCAACGACAGCACAUCAUCGACUCUCUCUAUGACCUCUUGUUCCAAUUGCAUGCCGUCUCCUUCUUCCUCGCGCCCUCGCUCGUACCACUGGUUACCAGAGCCAUGUUUUGUCAGUUCCUGUGCUACAAGCCGAGGGAGGUCGACCCUAAAGUCUCUCUACGGGCGUGGUUCCUACUCACUUUCAUCCUCAAUAUCCCGAGCUUCUGGUUACACGCACGAGAAGGUGCAGUUGAAGGGCGGACGGUCGUGUUGGAUUUUGUCGGAAUGGAAUCUGCACCCUCCAAAAUGCACCUCCUUCUGCUCGACGUCCUCAUCUUGCUCCUCCAGUUACUUUUGCAAACGCUCACAUACGAGAAGUCGCUACAGCAGUCAUCCUCUAUCGUCUCCGAGGUUCUCCUUCCACAUCCUCUCGUCACCACGCCAUUCUCAUACUCGAUCGAGGACGAGCAGCCGAAACCCUCUCGCAAUGAGCGAACAUACAUAGUAGACCUCCGACUCGCGCCCCUGAUCAAUCGCAUCCGACGACCAGCUCCAGAGAUAGUAGAGCGGCCCCUCGAGGCACUUCCACUUCCUAAUACCACCAACAUCCCCAUGAUACCCCUUGGUCUUCGGGCAUUCAUGAGAGCAAGAGGACGUCAUUUGCAGCCCCAACAUGAUCCCACAGCUUCAAAUGGACAGGAACAUACUGAGACAGAGCAGAGGCUACCUGGGAGCAUGAGCACAGACGACGUUGACUAGUUUAAUUGUUGUAUUAUAAUGGCACGGCGUUGCACAAGGAUCCAAAUCUACAUCAUUUCACGGAUGUCUCAUCUUCGCAUCCAUUGACUAGGCAUCACCAUUUGCGUUUCAUAACUUCGCGCAAGCACUGCCCGAACUUUUCAAAUUCUUGCUUGCAAGAAUCUUUUCUAACAUCCGUAUAAGCAGCAAAUAUGCAUUUUCCAUAUGCUGUUGCAUGCGACGAGCAUGUGGUAGUCGAAUGCAGUGCUAAUUGUCUGAGAGGCGUGUUUGUAGCCUGUGUCUUCGCUGACUGCAUGGCUGGCAGGAGAACUGCU
Suillus paluster is the source of this 1170-nucleotide messenger RNA. RefSeq lists its product as uncharacterized. The transcript is spliced from 4 exons. The coding region runs from base 98 to 856 and encodes 252 amino acids. NCBI's taxonomy places the organism in Eukaryota, Fungi, Basidiomycota, Agaricomycetes, Boletales, Suillaceae. The record is from RefSeq and is a predicted model, not a curated record.